AUGUCAUCAGAAAUAUCGAGAAUUCGCUGCUUUUGCCAAUUUCAUGUAAGCGUAGUCGUUUUCUUAUUUUUGCUUUUUUGCAGAGCAUUGUUCACAUUUUCGAAACGUUCAAAUUUUUUACAAAAAAAAAGGAAAAAUAUGAGUAAUGUACAAUUAUCACCAAGUCCAAUUACUAUCAAUCAAAACUAUGACUAUCGCAUUUUUCGAAAAGUUGAAGCAGCCCGUCUUCUCAUUGGCGAUAAGCUGGGAAUUCGUCAACUCCUGGUGAACACAAAUGUUUCAGUGAAAAUUAUAGCAGAAGAUGAAGCCAAGCAGUUGAGUGUUGACUAUGAUGCACAUAAGGAAAUCCGUAACAACAAGACAGUUGGCACAAUUUCCAAUGAUUUCGAGAAGCUCACAAUGAAUGAAAGAGGACACUUGGCGGCAAAAUUCAAUAAUUCAAAAUUGACAAGAAUUGCACACAGAAAACCGCCCCCAAAAGGAGCAUCUGACUUGAAAUGUGCAGCAAGUAUGCAGGCAGCUACUGAUCAGAAAUAUGCUCUUUUAUUCUUUAUUACACCUUUUCAAAUGGGAAAUUUGAGCAAAAAAAGAGGCGGAAUUUUUAAAAAUGAUGAAAAUUUUCUUUUUUUUUACUGUUUCAUUGAAGAAUUAACCAUUUUACUUGAAUGCUUUUAA
Molecule: messenger RNA, 675 nt
Organism: Caenorhabditis elegans
Lineage: Eukaryota; Metazoa; Nematoda; Chromadorea; Rhabditida; Rhabditidae
Source: the annotation of a RefSeq genome assembly